AUGGUUAGAUACACUAUCGAGGAACUUUUGCAAUUGAAACCAAGUGAAACGCUCACUGCUAAUUUCGAUGGCGCGGAAUUCAGGGCCAUGAUUGAAAAAGUGAAGCAACUGCAAGCUAUCAAGGAGGAAGAGUACAUUGCUCAACAUGGUGGUCACUUUGCUCGUAGAAGAUCGUCUCACCAUCAUGGUAAACCAAAGAUCAAGCAUACUAAACCAAAGGUUACCACAGACUCCGAUGGUUGGUGUACUUUUGAAGCCAAAAAGAAGGGCAGUGGUGACGAAGAAGAAGAAGAUAGUGGCAAGGAGACUGCUCCCGUACAGAUUGCCCAAGAAACCUUGAAGGUUAAACCAAACAAGAACAUUACAUCUUCGAGACCAGCGGAUUCAAAGGAUAUCGUCGCGGAUAAGCCAACGUUAAGCUUUAAUGCAUUUGCAGCACUCGAGAGUGAGGAUGAGGAUGAGGACGAGGACGAAGAAUAG
Molecule: messenger RNA, 480 nt
Organism: Torulaspora delbrueckii
Lineage: Eukaryota; Fungi; Ascomycota; Saccharomycetes; Saccharomycetales; Saccharomycetaceae
Gene: CAF20
Product: Caf20p
Exons: 1
Coding region: 1-480 (159 amino acids)
Biological process (GO): negative regulation of translation; translational initiation
Source: RefSeq, a predicted model, not a curated record